Molecule: messenger RNA, 1667 nt
Organism: Galdieria sulphuraria
Lineage: Eukaryota; Rhodophyta; Bangiophyceae; Galdieriales; Galdieriaceae
Product: aspartyl protease
Exons: 6
Coding region: 5-1615 (536 amino acids)
Biological process (GO): proteolysis
Molecular function (GO): aspartic-type endopeptidase activity
Source: RefSeq, a predicted model, not a curated record
GUUGAUGGCUUUCGUGCAACUUGUUGCGCUCAUUCUUCUUCUUCUACUGAUCACCAUUUGUAGUGUAGCCGCUGAACAAGAAAUCAACAAACAGAAUACCGUUGCAGCUAUAAGAGACAACACACAGUCAUCAAAAAUUAGCAAAUUAUCACUUCAAGGAAUAUUACAGCCAGCGCACGUUGCUUUUGAUCUAUCAUCAAGACCAUGGAAUUCAAAAGGAACAGGAAAUAUCAUACUGCAACAACCCUCGAUAGCAGGAGUGGAUAGAAUGACAUAUUCCCAAACAGAAGAAAAGGUUUCACUGAAAGGGAAAGGUCUCGAUAGUGAAUGGCUGGUCCCUCUAACUCAAUCCAGAAGAAGUAUAUCGGAAAGAAGGCGACAGGCUACGGAAACAUCUGCCAACCUUGAAGGAGGCCUAAUCACAGUGGGAGGCUAUUAUACAAAUAUUUCAGUCGGUGGACAGGAUGUUUAUGUUUUAAUAGAUACGGGUAGCUCUACUUUGGCAGUUAUUUCGUCAGAUAUUGAAGGAAGAACUAAUGGAAUUCCAUUCUUUAAUAGUUCGUCCUCUACGAUGAUCAGCUGUUCCUCUCCUCAGUGUCAGUCGAAUACUUGCAGUUCUUCACUUUGUCAAACCAAUUCCUGCUCCUCCAAUCAGGCAUGUUGUCUGAAUUUAGGAGACAAAUCAGGAUGUUUUUUCAAUUUACAAUAUGGAGAUGGUUCAGGCGCAAGCGGAAUACUUUUUGAAGACAAUGUAUCUUUGAGUGGUAUGGCGGCCAAAUGCAGUAUUGGUGCUAUUGUGAACGAUACAAAAGGUUUCCAAGUAGGUGAAGCACUUGGAAUCUUGGGUUUGGCAUUUUCUCGAUUGGCUUGUAACCCAACCUGCAUUACACCUUUCUUCGAUGAAUUAGUCAGUCAAGAAAAUAUUACAGAUAUCUUUUCCAUUUCUUUGAGUCUUUCAAGUGGAACUCUGGUAUUGGGAGGUAUUGAUCAUUCUCUUUAUAGUGGUCCUGUGAAUUACGUUCCUAUGGAGAAUAGGAGCAGCAAUACCUAUUACAUAGUGGCUUCGAAUGGUUUGUCUGUAGAUGGGACAGUGUUGAAUGAAACGGAUGGAAUGAUGGCUGCUGUGGACAGUGGAACGACCACAUUAGUAUUUGAUGAAGCGACUUAUGAACUUUUGCGUUCCUAUUUCCAGUCACAUUAUUGUAGCGUUCCUGGUUUAUGCCCAUCAGCAGGUUCCAAUACAACUUGGUUUAGUAGUAAUUUUUGUGUAGUUUUGGACGAGCAACAGCUACAAAAUUUGCCCAGUAUAUCUUUGCAACUAAAGAACAACGUUGUCUUGAGUUUGAAUGCGACCGACUAUAUGGUUCAGGUUCAACAAAGUUUGACCACUGGUCCAUUUGCAUUGGCUUCAAACUCAUCUUCCCAAGUGACUACGGCAACAGAUGGAGGAAAAUCAGUUCGUUGUUUGGCCAUCAAUAAGCUACAAGGAUUGAAAGAGAUAAGUGGUUUAGAUAUGAUAUUAGGAGACACCGUUUUGAGGAAGUAUUACACGAUUUUUGAUAGGCAAAACAGCAGAAUUGGUUUUGCUUUAUCUACCAAUGAUGUAAAUGACUAACAGCAUACCAACUACUUAGUUGGUGUUGUGAAAUAAACCAAUCUUCAACCUU